Messenger RNA from Aricia agestis (brown argus), 1581 nucleotides. It is a transcript of the gene CycY, whose product is annotated as cyclin-Y-like protein 1. Gene Ontology annotation, biological process: regulation of cyclin-dependent protein serine/threonine kinase activity; regulation of canonical Wnt signaling pathway. Gene Ontology annotation, molecular function: cyclin-dependent protein serine/threonine kinase activator activity; protein kinase binding. Bases 222 to 1229 code for a protein of 335 amino acids. The record is from RefSeq and is a predicted model, not a curated record. Gene Ontology annotation, cellular component: plasma membrane. Lineage: Eukaryota; Metazoa; Arthropoda; Insecta; Lepidoptera; Lycaenidae. The transcript has 2 exons.
UUGUCAUUACCUCAGAAGUCAGACCUCUGAAAAAUGUACUUUGCAGCGUUUUCCACUUUAUUUUUUAUGUUUUAAUUUACAUAGUGAUGUGAUUUUUAAAUAUAAAGAUACUAUGGGCCUUUUAUGUCACACUAGCGACUCGGCACUAUAUUUAAGUGUGUUUAAACGUGUGCAUAUAGAAUAAUGAUUAAUUAUUUAUAACAAUAAUCGCUGUUUUAAUAAUGGGUAAUCAAAACAGUUGCUGCUGUUACCGAAGUCCGUCCCCGAUUCGGAAGGACAUCGUGAAACUUGAUUACCUCCCAGAAGGUGAAGUGAGUUCAAACAAUUUACAACACAUCAGCGAAAGGGAACCUGACGAUGGAGACAUCGAUCCCUCGCAAGAUCCUAUUGCUGGGACCAUUUUUAUGGAGAGAUCGAAAGCAUCCAUCGAAAAUGGGAUUACAAGAAAGCGUAGUCAGCAUCAAAUAGCAGAUAACAAAUUAAAAAAAAGCAGUUCCUGUUCGACUAUUUACUUAGAUGAUAGUACUGUGUCUCAGCCAAAUUUAAAGAAUACUGUAAAAUGUGUCGCUCUAGCUAUUUACUAUCACAUUAAGAAUAGAACUUCCGAACGAAGAUUGGAUAUAUUUGAUGAGAAACUGCACCCAAUGAGUAAAGAGGGUGUCGGGGAUGACUAUGAUAAGUAUAACCCUGAACAUAAGCAAAUCUAUAAGUUUGUAAGAACACUGUUCAAUGCUGCCCAAUUGACUGCUGAAUGUGCUAUUAUAACAUUAGUGUAUUUGGAGAGGCUACUUAUCUGUGCAGAACUAGAUAUUGCACCUUCCAACUGGAAAAGGAUAGUUUUGGGAGCUAUCCUGCUGGCUAGCAAAGUUUGGGACGACCAGGCUGUGUGGAAUGUUGAUUACUGCCAGAUACUUAAAGAGAUCACAGUGGAAGACAUGAAUGAGCUGGAGCGUCAAUUUCUCGAGAUGCUUCAAUUUAACAUCAACGUACCAUCCAGUGUUUAUGCCAAGUAUUAUUUUGAUCUGCGUACUUUAGCCGAAGCGAAUGAUCUAGCCUUCCCCAGCGAGCCACUGAGCAAGGAGAGAGCACAGAAAUUGGAAGCCAUGUCGAGAGUGAUGGAGGAUAAAAUUGCAGCAGAAGUUAUCAAAAAUGGCCUUAAAAAGUGGUCAAGUUUAGACAAUGUCAAUUCAGGUGCUGGAGUCAGACGCAGUGUGGCCAUAUUGUCUUAAUUGAUGUUUGGAUUGUGUUAAAAAUUGCAACAAGAAAAAUGUUUGUGAACUUGAACUAAGUAUGUAAGUUUGCACUUUGUAAUUUGACUUUAUUUGUAAUUUUGGUAUGGCAUUUACAAAAUGGGAUAUACAAAAAAAAUAUCUAAAAUGAUAAUUUUUUAUGAUUAAACAAAUGCAGUGUUAAGAAAAUAGUAACAAAAUAUUCCAUAAAUCUCACACUGCACUUUGCUUUAAUAAAAAUGCACAAAGAGUAAGCAUUGAAAGGUUUUUUUAAAGAGCUAAUAAAGAUAAGUUCUACCAUGAAAGACUUACAAAAAGAGGUCCAAUAUUUUUUAAAACACCCAUAAAUACA